Messenger RNA from Plasmodium inui San Antonio 1, 2199 nucleotides. RefSeq lists its product as hypothetical. The record is from RefSeq and is a predicted model, not a curated record. Gene Ontology annotation, cellular component: endoplasmic reticulum; membrane. Gene Ontology annotation, molecular function: long-chain fatty acid-CoA ligase activity. NCBI's taxonomy places the organism in Eukaryota, Apicomplexa, Aconoidasida, Haemosporida, Plasmodiidae. The coding region runs from base 1 to 2199 and encodes 732 amino acids. The transcript has a single exon.
AUGUUCCUGUAUAGCCUGUUGUUCACCGUCGCGUACCUGAUCAAAUCGUCGAUUUAUUGCGCCCAGAAUUUGAAGGGCCUCAGUUACUCCAAUGUGGCGACCAAGUCGACGAAGGUGGGGGAGUCAGAUGUGUACGUAGGUACGCAUCAGUGCAAGGACCCUAAUAUGAAAAAAUACACAAAAAUAUUCCAGCUACUGAAUGAAAAGGGCAAGUCGAUUGCAGACCAGGUAGCCGUCACCGAGCUGGAAGAAUGUGAAGUAAAAAGAGAAACCACGUAUGGAGAAUUGUUUAAUAAGGCUCUAAGUUUAAGUGAAUAUUUUAACGACAAGGAUGAAGGGAUACCGACGAAAAAGUACGACGAAGAUUGCAACAAAGGCAUGUUCAAACUUGUGGGGAUCUAUGGAGCCAACUCUGCCAACUGGUUGGUGGCGGACUUAGCAGCCAUGGCUAGCGGAACCACGUCCCUAGUGAUGCACUCCAAGUUUAGCAUCGAUGAAGUGUGCGAAAUAUUGAAUGAAAGCAAACUGGAGUGGCUAUGCAUUGACCUAAACCUUGUCGAGUCGUUGCUCGAGAAUAAGGAGAAAUUACCAUAUUUAAAAAAAUUGCUCAUUUUGGACACUCUAAGUCAUAGCACAAGUAAAGGAAAGCGAGUGAACCGCCCAGGGGCCGGUACCGAAACGAAGGAACAGAAGGAGAAACGAGAAAGAUCGGAGAAGUUGGAGAAGCAGAAUGACGAUCUGUUUAAAAAAAUGAAGACCAAAGCGGAAGGAUUAGGUAUUACCAUGUGCAAGUUAGACGAUUUCACAAACAAGAAAGUAACCAAGUUCACCCUAAAAGAAUCUGAUCCUGAACAUAUCUCGACAAUUGUCUAUACGUCGGGCACUUCGGGAAAGCCAAAGGGAGUCAUGCUAAGUAAUAGAGCCCUGUACUACACCUUGCUGCCAGCAAGUAAAUGCAGCAUCCUCCUAAAGUUCAAUCCAAAACAGCAUUUCUCCUAUUUGCCCCUUUCGCACGUGUAUGAACGAAUAUUGGCAUACAUCAGUCUUUAUCAAGGAUACCAAAUAAGAGUAUGGAGCAAAGACAUUUCCCUUUUUUCGAAAGAUCUAAGUCAGUGUGGUGCCAACAUCAUUGCGGGGGUACCCAAGGUUUUCAACAGAUUGUACACGACGAUCAUGUGUGAGAUAGCCAAGUUACCUCCACUUAAACGGUUUAUGGUGCAGAAAAUAAUCGCUAUGCGGAAGGAAAACAAUUUCGGAGGAUUCUCACAAUUUCUGGAACGGAUAACUCACGUGUCACAAAAAAUAAGAGACAAAAUUAAUCCCUCCUUGGAUGCAUUCCUUAAUGCAGGUGGAAAAAUCUCACCCACUGUGGAAAGAGACCUAGCGGUUCUACUCAACAUCAAUUUUUAUCAGGCCUAUGGACUGACAGAGACAACUGGACCCAUCGUAAUUCAGCAUCAUUCGGAUAAUUCGACAAAUAACAUUGGAGGACCUGUGUCUCCAUAUGUACAGUACAAAGUAGUGACGUGGGAAAAGUAUGACGCUAAGGGGAAGCCACCAAGAGGGGAAUUACUCCUAAAGGGGAAACAAAUAUUCAGUGGCUACUUCCUUCGUAGAGAGCAAACAAAAAAUGCAUUUACAGAGGAUGGGUUCUACAAAACAGGAGAUGUCGUACAGAUAAAUAAAGAUGGGUCGAUGACCUUUUUGGAUCGAUCCAAGGGGCUAGUGAAGUUAUCACAGGGAGAGUAUAUCGAGACGGAGAUGCUAAACAAUCUCUAUUCAGACAUCGAUUUUGUGAAUCAUUGUGUCGUCUAUGGUGAUGACGCCAUGGACGGACCACUCGCCAUUAUCAAUGUGGACAAGGACUUAUUCGCAAAAUGUCUCGAAAGAGAUGGGGUUCUAAAAGCACAAGGCAUGACCGCUGCUGAUUUUUUGAAGAAUCUCAACGACGAUAAGCUGAACAAGGAGGAAUAUCUCAAAUAUGUCCGAGAAAAAAUGUUGCAAAUGUAUAAGACGACCAACCUAAAUCGUUACAACAUCAUAAAUGAUAUUUACCUGACCUGUAAAUUGUGGGAUACCUCCAACUAUCUCACCCCUACCUUCAAGGUCCGAACCUUCUAUGUCUUUAAGGACUUUCACACCUUCAUUGAGAAAAUCAAGAAGGGGUACAUGGAUAAGAUGAAAGCGACUGCUAAAUAA